Messenger RNA from Vespa mandarinia (Asian giant hornet), 5406 nucleotides. It is a transcript of the gene Vgn, whose product is annotated as vitellogenin. The record is from RefSeq and is a predicted model, not a curated record. Gene Ontology annotation, molecular function: lipid carrier activity. NCBI's taxonomy places the organism in Eukaryota, Metazoa, Arthropoda, Insecta, Hymenoptera, Vespidae. Gene Ontology annotation, biological process: lipid transport.
UAGAGGUCAUACUGAAACUGCUAAUGAUCCCGCAAUAUAAAUAGAUCUUAAGCGUUAAAAUUUUCAUUCCCGUUUGGUUUGUCCACAGACACUGCCAAUAUGCGGUCUCUUUUUAUUCUGCUACUUUUUGUUGGACUUGCCUUGAGUAAUCUCCAUAACAACGACAAGCAUGCUUGGAAAGUUGGUGAGGAAUACCAAUAUCUGGUACGUAGCCGUACCCUUACUGGACUGAAGACAUUAUCUGAUCAAUAUGCUGGUAUUCUAAUGAAAGCGAUCCUAAAGAUUCAAUGUAAUUCACCUGACACCCUUAGAGCACAAUUAUUGAAACCACAGUAUGCUCAAAUACACAAGAAACUACCGGAUGGUUGGGAUUCUCAUAUAUCUGAUCAGAUGUUAGAACAUAAACAUCUACCUCUUUCCGGCGAACCCUUUGUGAUCAAAUUCAAACAUGGAGUUAUAAGAGACUUGAUCGUCAACAAAAAUGUACCAACUUGGGAAGUAAAUAUCAUCAAAAGUAUCAUCAGUCAGUUCCAAGCUGAUACGCAAGGAGAAAACUUGAAGGGAAGUAAGAAUACUCAAAUACCGGAAGAUGAUAAUCCCUUUGCAUCGUUCCGUGUCAUGGAGGACUCCGUAAGUGGAAAAUGUGAGGUUCUUUACGACAUUGUACCAUUAACAGAAGCCAUCAUUCAACAUCAUCCACACGUAUUGCCAAAACCAGAAUUACGUAAAAACGGAGAACAUAUGUACGUAACGAAAACAAGAAACUACGACAAAUGCGAACAACGUAUGGAUUAUCAUUUUGGAAUAAGUGGAAAUACAAAAUGGGAAUCCGAUAUUAGAAACAAUGAAAACAUCAUGAAGAAAUCAUCAACAAGUAACAUGGUUAUAUCUGGUAAACUCAAGGACUUUGUGAUACAAACAUCAGUGACAACAACUAAAAUAAUCAUGAAGCCCAGACUUGUAGAUGAGCAAGAGAGCAUCGUAAUAAGUAAAAUGAAUGUGACUCUCGUUAGCAUCAAUAAAGCUUUGAAUCCGAUACCAGCACCGAAUAAUCCUGAAUCGGUUGGAAAUCUAGUUUACACUUACAACGAUCCUUUCUCAAAAACAGUACAUAGACGACCUGGACGGCCUAGCGUAAGUCCUAAUUCAAUGUCAAAUGAACUAAAUUCUGCUUCUGAAUCUAACGAAAACUUAGAAAUGAUGAGAGAGAAAUACGGCAAAAACGAUAGGAUGAAUUAUGUUAGCGACGAGGAUAAAACAUUCUGGCAGGUGAAACCAACGUUAGACGAAGCACCUAAAAAUCCUAUGCUACCAUUAUUCAUAGCUAACAAUGGUAAAGCGGUCGUUAUGUCUGAUAAGGUUAACUCAGAAAAAAUGGUAACGACGCUUGUUCAAAAAAUCGCAAAUGAAAUGGAAAAUCCAAACAUUAUGCCUGAUGAAGAGACCCUAGAAAAAUUCACAAUUGUCUCAAGAUUGAUAAGUAGUAUGAGUCUAGAACAGAUAAAUAAGGCCGAAGAAAACUUGCGUUCUGUUUGGAAUGAAGUUGGUUCCGACGAAACGAAUAAAAUGAUAAAGGAGAACGCUAAAGUUGUAUUUCGUGAUGCCGUUGCUAAUGCUGGAACUGGACCUGCUCUAAUGACUAUUAAACGUUGGAUUGAAAAGAAGCAGUUGGAAGAAUGCGAAGCUGGUGAUGUUCUGGCAACCAUACCUAAGACUGCACGAACACCUACAGCCGAAUACGUGGAUGCUUUCUUUUCAUUGGCAAGUGAUCCAGAGGUACAGAAACAAACGUGUCUGAAUUCGUCGGCUAUUUUAUCUUUCGCUGAACUAGUGCAUCACGCUCAAGUUUCUAACAACAGCAUUUAUAAUCAUUAUCCAGUUAACGUAUUCGGACGUUUAUCCUCUAGAAAAAAUGACGCAGUUUUAAGAAAGUACAUUCCAUUCCUUGCAGAACAAUUAAAGAAAGCUAUCAAGGAUGAAGAUAGUCCAAGGAUCCAAGUGUAUAUUAUCGCUUUAGGUUUAACAGCACAUCCAAAGAUAUUGAGCGUUUUGGAACCCUAUCUUGAAGGCAAGGAACGAGUAUCAACUUAUCAACGUUUUCUGAUGGUUAUGUCUUUGAAAAAAUUAGCUGAGAUUGAACCUACCCUGACUCGUUCUGUCUUAUACAAAAUCUACAUCAAUACUUGGGAUGUUCAUCAAAUUCGUUGCGCUGCUGUCAACUUAAUAAUGAAAACUAAUCCACCAUUAUAUAUGCUCACGCGUAUAGCACAAUUCACUAAUUUCGACUACAAUGGACAGGUCAAUUCUGUUGUUAAGUCAGCGAUUAAAAGUGCAACUAAAUUGAACUUUCCCGAAUGGAAAGAACUAUCAAGAAAUGCUCGCAAAGUGCUUCAUCUAUUGAAUACAGAAUCCGAUAAGUAUUAUUACUCAAAGACUUACUUUACAGAAAUGGAAUCAAAUGAUCAGCUGUCUUACAGAAUGAUGUUAAAUUAUAUCGGAAGUGAUGGCAUAAUUCCAUUGUCCACAUACGUUGCCUUGCAACCCUCUUAUAAUGGCUUCCUUAGUCCUAUUUCUGAAUUAGAUAUGAGUAUAUCGAGCAUAAACAGUCUAUUAGAAAUGAAUUGGCAUAAACACGGAAAAGCAAAAACCGAAGAGUCGAUCGCAGAGAAAACUGCAAAAAUGCUUAACAUUGAAUCAGACGAUGUUGAACAAGUUGAAGGAAAUGUCUUCUUUACGACGCCAUACAUCAAUCGAUACUUUUCUUUUGAUAAUCAUACCAUCGAAAGGAUUUUACGUGAUCUACAGUCUCCAAAAGAUAAUCGUCAUGUUAACAUGAACAAAUUGUUGAGUUACGACAUUACCUUGAGUUUUCCUACUGAAACUGGUUUACCUUUUGUUUAUUCCUUACACGUACCUAUAAUCAGAAAAUUAAGUUUUAUAAGUAAACCAGAUAUGAAUUCUAAAUUCGAUAUUCGUUUACUUAUGGCUAAUAAACAUCAAGGAAGAGUUGGUUUCAUAACACCAUUCGACCACCAAUCAUUCGUAUCGGGCAUCGAUGUCAACAUGCAAGUUUUCCUACCAUGCAAACUAGAUUUCCAUUUGACUAAUGAAAAAUCCAGGCUCGACGUAGCACUACAACCAUUCAAACAAAAUAGCAGAACCAGGGUGGGACACUUUAGUGUGGUACCUUAUACCUCGCAAUAUGAAGUCAUGUCAUUCCACCCGUUGCUAUUGGAGAAAAAUACUCAUAAAAUCCAAGAGAACGAAAUAACACAUAUUAAGAUGCCACAAGAUUCUAACAGCGUUUUCUCUGUAGAAAUUGAAACUGAAAACCUUGUUAACAAAUUCCAGAAAUGGAUAAGAAAUGAAAAUAAAUGGAGCAACAUGAUGACUGCUUCAACAUUGGCCUUAGGUACAUACGAAAAAUUCGACCUUUAUGUCAAGCCUAAUCUACAAGAAAACGAAGCUGUUAAAUUCACUGCCACGUUGGAUACUAAAGAAAUUAGAUCCAACAAUAUUGAUACUACUGAUGAAUCCUGGAAAUCCGGUAAUGAAGUACUCAAAACAAUGCAUCAGGCACUUGAUAGCCCGGCCAGAAGGAAAGAAUUUUUACAAGAAAUUUCUAAAGGAAUAAAUUCUGGAAAGGCUUACGUCAUUGAUGCAGGUCUGGAAAUACCUGGAGUAUGGAAUAAUAAACACGCAUGUACGUUAUGUUUAGCCAGUAGUAAUGAUGAAAAUAAAUUCCGAAGUCUUUUCUACUGGUACACGAACAUACCUAGUCAAAAUAUAACUCAUCAAGUGUGCGUUAACGGUCAGAUAAGAAGUUCACCAACAACACCUUUCGAUUAUAAAAAAAUACUUGACAGCCAUCCAAUGAAAGAAUUCAGCGUUAAUAUUAAAUUUGGAAGAACGUGCUCUGACGACUCGCUUGUCACCAUGAAAGGACAGAUCAAGCAAAGUGAGGAUUAUAAAAUGUACAUCCAAGAAUCGGCAAUAGUAAAGAGAUGUGAUGAAAAUAUGAGAAAUAGCGUCAAGGAUUGCCAGAAAGCUGCAGAAAUGGCUACAAAUCUAAACGAAAUGGAUAUGAAAAUUAUUAAACAUGAUUCUAAAAGAGAAUCUGAUACUGAAUUAAAACAAACAUUCCAUAGAAUGACGAAAAUGUUGACAGAUUUAGACGUACAAGUUAUAUCUGAACUACGGGAACAUCAGGACAACACCAACGACAAAGACAACGAUGUGAAUAUUCACAUAAAAUUAUCACCUGACAUGACAAGCGCAGAAGCUAUAAUAUCUAAAUCUGGACACGUUUUGACCCUCUCCGAUAUUGAUAUUUCUGACAAGGAUAUUGAUGAUGAAGAUGUAAACGAAAUUGAAAAAGACAUCUUACCUACUGCCUCAUGUACUAUUAGAAACAACGAAAUAAUGACUUUCGAUGAUAAAAUUUAUCCUCUGAAACUUGGUAAAUGCGCACAUGUAUUAUUUACCACCUUCCCAAGAAAUGAUCCAAGUGAACAUAAUAGGAAAAUGAACAUUCGUGAAAAUAUGGAAGUGUUCGUUACUGUCGAAGAAACGGAACGUAACAAAAAAGAACUUCAGAUGUUAUUGGGUAAUAACGAAAUUUUGUUUAAAUCAUCUGACACAGAAGUUUCAGCUUGGAUUAAUGGACAAAGAGUGAAAUGCUCACAGAAAGAAAGUUACCGACACAUCAAAAAUGAUGAAACUCACUACGAAAUAUUUGAACUUCCCGGAUCUGCCAUUAAAUUGAUAUCAGAUAAAUAUGAUAUUGAAUUGGUCUACGAUAAAGACCAUGUACAAAUGACGGUCCCUCAUAAAUAUCAACAAUCCAUACGUGGUCUCUGUGGUGACUUUGAUGGCCAAUCUGAAAAUGAUUUCGUCACUCCAAAGAACUGCUUACUGCAAAACCCAGAAGAAUUUGCAGCUACUUAUAUAUUGAAGGAACGAUGCGAAGGACCCGCUUUGAAAAAUGCGAAAAAGGCAGAAAGCUCUAACUGCAUAGAAAAAGUAAUACGCUUCAGUGAUGUGGUAAGCGACAGAGAAGCUGGACGACCAUAUGUAAAUUGGAAGCAAUGGGGUUAUCACAAGAAAGAAAAUAAGAAGCAAUGCAAUACCUAUCAUACUCGAGUUGUCACAAGAGAUGAUAAGAUCUGUUUCACCACAAGGCCUGUACCAACAUGUUCUAGCGGAUGUAAAUCUGUUAUAUCAAAGGAAAAGAAUUAUCAACUCUAUUGUUUACCAAAGAACGAAGCAAGUUUAGGAAUGAAAAGGAGAAUUGAACAGGGAGCUAAUCCUGAUUUAAGUCAACGUACUCCUUCUGAUAAUGAAACUAUUAAUGUUCCCAUCGAAUGUGUACCUGCUUGAUCAAGAAAUAUCCAAUGAAAUAUAUUU